Exophiala oligosperma is the source of this 1078-nucleotide messenger RNA. RefSeq lists its product as uncharacterized. Gene Ontology annotation, biological process: hydrogen sulfide metabolic process; glutathione metabolic process. The record is from RefSeq and is a predicted model, not a curated record. The coding region runs from base 113 to 1078 and encodes 321 amino acids. The transcript has 2 exons. Gene Ontology annotation, molecular function: sulfur dioxygenase activity. Lineage: Eukaryota; Fungi; Ascomycota; Eurotiomycetes; Chaetothyriales; Herpotrichiellaceae.
CAGCACGUCAACGGCAAGAUCAUUCAGCAAAACAGAUCUCCGUCAAACAUGUUCACACAAAGGCAACUGUGGACCACCCAAAUGUUCCCGCACAGGCCCCGCCAUCGUGUCCAUGUCCAGGAAAACCCCGGCCCACCGACCCGUAAAUCGAGCGACGUACGCCACUGGAGCCGGCACUGCAGCGACCGUUCAACAGCCGUCCAUCCAUCCAGUCUUUCAAGAUCAAACUGGAACUUGGCAAUACGUGGUGGCCGACCCUGACACCAAAAAAGCCGUCAUAAUCGAUCCGGUCUUGGACUACGACCCAUCCACGCAGACGGCUAGCACGACCUCUGCCGACGCACUUCUCGCGUUGAUCAAGGAAAAAGGUUACCGAGUCGAAAUGAUCCUAGAGACUCACGCUCACGCCGACCACCCCACGGCCGCGACGUAUCUUCGCACGAGGUUGUCUCAAGACCAAAGCACGGCACCGAGCAUCGGCAUCGGCAAACGCAUAGACCAAGUUCAAGACCUCUUUGGUCAAAAGUACGGCGUGCCAACCGUGGAGUACCAAAACGUUUUUGACAAGUUAUUCGAAGACGACGAAACUUUCAAGAUCGGAAACAUGAGUGUCCAGGCAAUUCAUCUGCCAGGUCAUACUCCAGACCACCUUGGUUAUAAAAUUGGAGACAACAUCUUUUGUGGAGACUCGAUUUUCCACGCCGACAUUGGCACCGCCCGUUGCGACUUCCCGGGAGGCAGUGCGUACGACCUUUACAAGUCGACUCAGAAACUACUGAGCAUGGCCAACGACGUGAAAAUCUGGACCGGUCACGAUUACCCCCCGGAGGAUCGUGCCCUGCCACAACCUUACAUGACGGUCCGACAACACAAGACCCAAAACAAGCAUUUGAAGGACGACGUGUCCGAGGACGACUUCGUGGCCAUGAGGAGGGAACGUGACGCUCAACUGGGAGAACCGAGACUCCUACACCAGUCCCUACAGAUGAACAUCAGAGCUGGAAGACUACCGGGUUCGACGCCGUUUGGACAGAAGCUCCUCCAUUUGCCGUUGAAACUAAAGGUCAAGGAGUGGUAA